CCCAGACUACACGUCGUUCAUCGACAAUCCUUUAUAAGGACAUCCCUCUUUCAGUCUCCUUCUAAAUACCACAAUUCCCACAUAUCGCGAAAGAUCAUUGAAACCAGUGUUCGACAACAUGGCGCACGAUCAACAUACAGCUCAUUCUUUUAUUGGGUCUGAAACGUGGCAUAUUCCUACGCCUUCUGCAUCUUCCGCAGAUACCACACAGAACGCUUCGAGGAACGAAAUCUCACAAUCUUCUAUCCCAUGGCCUGGGCGAGCCUUCAUCAUUCGAUCUCGCAAAAACGGACAAGUCAUCACAUUCUUAGACGGCGAGGUCGUAAUGGAUAAUAUAGGAGGGCUUGGCACUUUCAGGUGGCGGUGCGUUGAGGAAAAAGGUUGGUUAGGGUUUAAGGAUCCAGCUUCUGCGCACUGUCUUGGUUAUCAAGAACAUGGAAUUCUGUUUUGCAGAUUCCCUCAUCAUCGAAAUAACGAACGCAUAUUUCCCCGAAUGCGCCCAGAAGGUGGGUACGUUCUGCUAGUACGUCACGAUGACCAUCUUCGCCCCUUGGGCGUAUUUGCGAACGAAUCCAAGAAUGGGCCCAAACAGAAAGUUAAGAUUAUGGAUUGGAGCUCUGAGGACAUUGUGUGGGAUUUUAUUGAGGUACCAGUUCAAAAAUAAUGGCGGCUACUAGGGCGGAUCUGCCAAUAGAAAUGCGUGCAUUGUUGGAUAACAUCACACCAGUGCAGCCACCUAUUUGUAUGUGAUGAAGAAGGAGCUGAACCUUGUCUAUAUCUACCAUGACGUUGUGCCCAACAUCCCAAACUGCAAAUUCCAUAAGUACCUCAUAAUCAUCGCGGCUGCAAUAUGCCUACCUAUUGUAUUAAUUUUACUCUUCAUGCCACA
Messenger RNA from Bipolaris sorokiniana ND90Pr, 889 nucleotides. RefSeq lists its product as uncharacterized. The record is from RefSeq and is a predicted model, not a curated record. NCBI's taxonomy places the organism in Eukaryota, Fungi, Ascomycota, Dothideomycetes, Pleosporales, Pleosporaceae. Bases 119 to 664 code for a protein of 181 amino acids. The transcript has a single exon.